This is a messenger RNA of Ceratina calcarata, 3939 nucleotides long. RefSeq lists its product as uncharacterized. The transcript is spliced from 6 exons. Bases 1113 to 2333 code for a protein of 406 amino acids. The record is from RefSeq and is a predicted model, not a curated record. Lineage: Eukaryota; Metazoa; Arthropoda; Insecta; Hymenoptera; Apidae.
AAACUAGAUUAAGGCCGAUGAUUUUGAUUAGCUUGUUCGUAUAUUUGGGAGAAGAUAUACACAUACUACGUAGUCGAUUUAAUCGAAGGAAGCGUAGCGUGAGCGUAAUUGAGCUCGAGGGAAAUGCGUUUCCUGAGCAGCACACAAUCUCGAUGUAACUGGUAGCAAAAAAACGUUGCGUAAGUACAUCUCGGCAACUUGUUCCCUCCAGUCGUACUUGAUUCACUUUCCAUAUUUGCUCGCUGACAAGGUUGACCUUCGACUGGAUCUUGAAUGGCUUCGAAAUUCACGAUAUGUAAUAUACUCAAUGUUAUCCAAUGUAUAACUCAAGAAAAUGUAUGAUCUAUUGGAAAAGCAUUUCGAAUAGAAUAUUUAUGUAAGCUCAUACUUCUCUAACAACGAAAGACUGAUUAAUUGUAUGGGAAGUAGGCUAUGAAAUAAUACAGAAUUCCUUUCUCUUUUGAACUGUAACAUUAUUCUGAUUUUUAUUCAUGAUGUAGUCUACCGUUUACGAAAGAUGCUUGUGGACUGAGACCGAUACAAAUUUGUUGCAUUUUUAUCGGAUCUCAUAAGCGAGCCUGAUAAAAGAGACUGAUAAUAAUUAAUUAUUUCUUCCUGCAUCUAGUUUAUUCAAUAAAAUCAUCAAGAUCUUUUUGUAGAUUCCCUAAACGAAAUGGAACGAGCCUCUCGUUCCUGGUAAUUUACGCUAAAACAUCAGAUUUAAUUGCGAUUGAAUUAAUAAACGGCCGGCCACCGGCUGAGCCCGCGCACCGUGUAGAAAAUGCGAAUCAGCGGGAUAUUUCGUUGGUCUAGAAAUCAAGUAGCGCAAAGCUCGCGGAAGUCUCCUGCUCUCGCGUAACGUUCCCUCUGUCGUCCCCCCGGUCUCUCAUUAUCAUGUUCGCGUUCCUCGAUAUCGAUAAUACCCACACGUUCUCGCGUUUAUUGUGCCCGGCUAUCUCGCGUGAUUCAUUCGGUGCCCAGCUCAAUCGGUGAUCCGGCAGUUUCUCAUGGUGCCUCGGUUCAGGAACUUGUGCACGUCGCGUUUCAUUCAUCCGAUUAGGCUGCUUGACCCAGGUCACGCUUUUUGAUCUCGCGUACACACAGAUGACGCGAUGACGCUGCAUUGGUGGAUGCACUGGUUCUGGGUUACCGCUCAAUUUCUCGUGAUUCUAGGGAACCCGGUGCCGUCGAGUACGGCGGAACCGCGUGGUCAGGUGCAGGAUCACCUGAGCUCAGAAACCACGCCAGAAAUCGGCCGUAUCGACACGGACGACCCCGAAACGCGACAGAGCUUCCGCGUGGCCAAAGCUAUCGGUCUUCACCCUCCCACAAACACGGCCGUAAUCAUGGACAGACAACCGAGCACGAUUUCUAUACCGAUGUCGGGUGACGUCGAGACCAGUACGAAUCCCGUAGUGGAGUACCACGGGAACGCGAGUAACGCAGUGAAUCCGGACUCCGGAGCUAAGAACGUCACACCGCAACGGAUCGCGGAUACCGUGGACAGAAAUCGGAGUCCGACAAUGAAGAAGGACAGCAAGAUCACUUGGAUCUUGACGGCGAACAAGACAGGAAGCAGGUCCAAGUACGAGCAAGAAGAGAAACUCGAUGAAAACGGGAACCGAAACGGCAGCGCGAGCGAGGUGGAGGAUUUGACGGUGUUACCUCUUCAGGAAGAGGUAUCUCGAAUCAGGCUGGUACUGAACAAAACAAAAUCCUCGUCGCUUUUAUCCUCCGCCUCGUCCGCGAGCAGUUCCGGUAUCAGAACGUUCAAUCGGUCCGACGACGUCGAGAUCGAGGAGGAGUUUAUCGAGCCACAGAUAUUCGGCACAGCUGCAUCAAUUCUCGAAGAUGAUGAAGCAAUUUUGUCUUUUGCUAAUGUUGAAGUCGGGGUGAGCGAAUCGACACGGCUGAGCAGGGCGCGAAGCACGUUUCCUAAGGAUUUCCAAAGGGAUCAGGUGCAGGAAGGUCAUCUCUCCGAUUACAUUGAGAGCAGCAGCAGCAGUAGCGAGAACUCUAAGCAGGAGAGUGAUUCGAAAUCGGUUGUAGAUAUUGCUGCCAUUACCGGUAGCUGCUUGGCAACUGUAGUUUUACUCAGCACAAUGGGCAGCCUUGGAUUCAUUAUGUACAGGCGUAGGUAUUUGAAUCCACCGCAGACGCUAAAUAGCGAUAAAUGCAGCAAUCUCGAUAGUUCUGGCUACAUCGACGAUUCCACUAUUCGGGAUAAUUCCGAGGAGAUGUACAGCUUGGACAAUGAUUCGUUCCUAAAUUCGUUAGAGGCGAUGACAAUACAGAAUUACUGGACAGACAAUGUGAAGCAUACGAAGCUAUGACAAAAGAAGAUAAUCCAACCCGGAAAGAGAAUCGAAACGUUCAGUAUUUCCGAUGGUGAAGCGCACGAACAAAUAUCGUUGUUGGAACAAUAGUACUUACCAGGAACGCGACCCGGGCGUUUCCCUGAUCGUAUGGAAGAAAGUGAAAUCGCGGCGUAAAAUCGUCGCAGAGGCGUUAUUUUUUUCGUCGAUCGGACGUAGUAGCUAUAAGUGCGAUAACCGUGCAACAAACGCACGAACGAAAUAUUUUAAAUGUUCUCGCAGAAUUUUUAGGUGAACCCCCUCGGUCUUGCUAGUUUCUUAAAAGAGAACUAUGACGAUGCGUCAAAAUUGCAGGACGCGUGCUCGCAUUCUAAUGUACUCGCGUUACGCGUCGUAAAGCGCGUUUCCCACUGGCCGGCACGGACAGGCAGGGCCGAAACGUUAAGUUGCGAGGUAUAGGAAAAAGCGUGUAAAAGCUGAAACUUAACGUUUCGGCCCUGCCUGUCCGUGCCGGCGGCGCCGCCGGCCAGUGGGAAACGCGUUUAACGGUUUUAUGGAUUAAAAUCGUUUAUAUCUAUUACGCGGUGUAUAAUAUAUAUGACGCGUAACGCGGUGUAUCAAACGGUACAAUGCCUGAAUUUUGAUUUCGUCACUCGCAUCGUUCAUUCUAUUUUUCUACCGCGAAUUAUAAUUGGCAACGGUCGGAGUUUGGACGAACGAAAGGCGAUGCACGCGAAACGAUAAUCGCCUUCGUCUAAUUACGAUAAUCGGAUAGUGCAAUAAAACGUACUUUAUCGAUGCGAUAAUUAAAUGAUAUACAUUUUUAGAACAGUAAGUACAAAUAAAAAACCAUUAAUUUUUAGCUAAGUAUACAUGUAUAAUAUAUACAUUAGGUAUACUUGCGAAGCGUACGAGUGAAUUCCUACAAAUCGCCGGAGACUAUUACCUAUAUACCACGACGAAUACUUCCCUCUUAUUACUUAUAACCAAUAUUGAACUUCAAUUUCUACGACACAGUACUUACCUUGUGUAUCGAAAUGAUCGAAACAAGCGCUUCGGUAUUUCAACUUGCGAUAUUUCUCACGGUCUUCGAAUUUUUUAAUCGUCGAAUAAUUAAACAUGGUUCUAAUAGGAUAUUAUAUAGGAGUCGGAGCAGCUCGCUUGCACACAGAAUCAGCUUUUAAAUAUUUUCGAAACAGGUUCGGGCUAAUAACGAGAGAGAUUGGACCAAAUAAACGUCGUAGUUUCUAGCUUCAUGCCUUUACAACAUAUCCAGCAAAUGAGAAAAUAAGAUAAGAUGACUUCGUUUGUUUUCCACUACACUUCUAGCUUGUACAUAUGUACAUGUAAUACGAUGUACCAUACAAUAAUUACGAGUUAUGUCUAUGUAUAGAUGUGCGACGCGAUUUCCUAACGUUCUCCUCCUCACGAGAUGCGAUUUAGGUUUCUCGUGAGGGAUUAGCAUUUGUCUGUUCAAAUAUAUUUCUAUACGAAUUCUUCUGAUUUGAACGAGGAAAAGAAUUUAUUGUGAUAGAUCAUAUAGUGUUUAAUAAAUGUAAAAUAAUCAUUAAAUUUCAUCUUAUGGUAACGGAUGUGAAUAAAUCCAUACGUAUUAUUAUUAGUA